UCCUUUCUCUCUCUAGGUUCCAUUCUCUCUCUAAGAUAACAUAUAUUUGCGGGAUUUCUCUUUUGGGUCUAAUCCCUUUCCCUACCCGAAAGCUUUCCAUUAAUUUUAUGAUUAUCGCAGCUGAAAGUUGCAGAGAGCUCGAAAUCUAGGGUAGAUAGGUUUUGAUGGCUGGAUGAAAGUCAAAAAGCCCUAAUUUUUAUGAUUACAGGACCACUUGCAGGACUCCUUUUGCUUGUAGGCUUGUAAGGCCUUGGCUUGUUUAAGCGUUGGAAAAGGUUCAUAGUUGAGCUUUAUGGCGGACUAGUAGAGAAAAAAAACCCUAAUUCUGAUCGUUUGCUCUGGUUCCUGGUUGUCUAACGUCGACUUAUCUGACUUGAUUGGGUUUCCUGGUCAUAUUUUGGAGUCAUGGAGGAAAUGAAGAUGGAAAACCCCAUCUCAUAAUACAAUACUCCAGGGCUGUUUCUGGGGCUGAAAGAAACAGCCUGGUUAUGGUGAAGAACAUAAAAAUUUUAGGGAUUCCUGGUUGCAAUUGGGAUGAAGAACAGCAGACUGAAGUUAAAUCGAGGUGCUUCAAAAAUACCCCUGGCUAAUGGCUUUUUACCUGGUUCUCUAGGAUCGAUCAAAGGGUAUUGGAGAUAUGUCUCUUCAGGGGCUUCUUGUGUUGCUUCUACUGUUAAGUCAGCAGGGGCAUCGGUUACUUCUUCGUUGCCUCGAUGGGAGAACACUAGCCUUCGCGAUCAGGUGCAAUGGGCAGGGUUUGACAAACUAGAAUGUGAAGACAGCAUUGUUCACCAGGUUCUUCUUUUGGGUUAUACUGAUGGCUUCCAAGUCUGGAAAAUAGAAGACAGUAAUGAUGUGGUGCAGUUGGUAUCCAAGCAAGAUGGCCCUGCUGCUUUUUUGCAAGUGGUACCAAAACCCAUUGUAUCAUUGGGAUCAAAGGAUAACUAUGAAUCUGUUCGUCCAAUUCUAGCUCUUGUUGGAACUGGAGAUCGAGAUCCUAAGAGUCAUGAUGAGAUGGGGUACUCCCAAGCUUCUGAUGGGAACAGUAGGAACUUCUCGCCCUCAAUUCUCAAGUUCUACUCGUUAAAAUCACAUUCUUAUGUGCAUGAACUUAAAUUUAGAUCUGCUAUAUGUGCUGUACGUUGUAGUCCUCGGAUUGUGGCUGUUGCCCAGGCGAUUCAGAUUCACUGUUUCGACACUGCAACGCUCCAGAGCACGUACACUGUCAUGACUUAUCCUGCAUCAUUAGGAUGUGGUGGCAGUGGGCACUUGGACAUGGGCUACGGUCCAUUAGCUGUUGGUCCAAGGUGGUUUGCUUAUGCUGGAAUUCCUGUUCCAGUUUCAAAUACUGGCCGUGUGAGCCCCGUGUGCUUGACCUGCAAUGACAGUUCAUCGACCUCUUCAGUUGGGUCUUCAGUUGCACACUAUGCCAAAGAAUCGAGCAAGCAGAUUGCUUCGGGUCUUGCGGCCCUUGGCGAUAAGGGGUGCAAGAAGCUGACUAAAUACUGGGGUGAAUUUCUUCCAGAUAAUAACAGAUCUAUGCGAGUGGGGAGGCAGACCCCAAAAAAUGGGCACUAUGGUAUUGAGGAUGCAAAUCAGGCGGAGCAUGCAGGAACAGUUAUUGUAAGAGACAUUAUUCGUAAAUCUGUUGUUACUCAGUUUAAGGCCCAUGAUAGUCCUAUCUCUGCCUUAUGCUUUGACCGCAGUGGAACACUAUUGGUGACAGCUUCAAUUCAAGGUCAUAACAUUAAUGUUUUCCGAAUUAUGCCUGACCAGCAUGGCUCUUCAGGUGUUGACCCACAUUUGCCCUAUGUGCAUCUUUACAAGCUCCAGCGUGGGCUUACAAAUGCGGUCAUACAAGACAUCAGUUUUAGUGAUGACAGCUGCUGGAUUAUGAUCAGCUCUUCAAGGGGAACAGGUCACUUGUUUGCAAUAUCACCUUAUGGCGGGAUGCCAAGACUGCAAUCUCAUGGUAUUAUUAAUGGAAUGGAAGUUACAAAAAAUAAAUCAUUUUCUCAAGCAAGUAGUGUGGGUCCAUUGGAACUUGAUCAGCAGAAGUUUGCAUCUGGUCCGCCAUUGACAUUAUCAGUUGUAGGAAGGAUAAAGGAUCAGAACAAUGGUUGGAGUGGCCCCCUUGGUGAUGCUGUGCUUGCUGCAACAAGUAGGGUUAGUUUACCGUCUUUGGUAGUUGCUUCAGCUUUCCUCACCCACAGCCCUAAAGCUCACCAAUCAGAUGAAAGUUCGGUUACUUUAAAUCCCUACAUUUUGAUUUUUACUCCUUGUGGAUACGUCACACAAUAUGGUUUCCACCUAUCUUCUGGGGCACAAGAUUUGCAUCCACGCACCAAUCUUUCUGGCUUUAGCGGUGCUUCCAAUGAGCCAAAAGAUGAUCUGGAUUUAAGACUAGUUAUAAAUAAGCUCCAUAAAUGGGAUGUUUGUCAAAGGGAACAUAGAAUUGAACGAGAAGAGGAUAUUGCCAUCUAUGAUGAGCAUCGAGCUAUUGGUCUCAAGCCCAGCCCUGACUAUAUAUCUUAUGCUGAUUCUGGUCUUAGAGUUAUGGAACGAAAGGUCUCAUCUCAAGCAAAGUAUGAGUGUUAUGUUUCCAAUGCUGAACUACAAACACACCAAGCAGGAGUCCCUGUGUGGGACAAACCCAAGAUAUCUUUCCAAGCGAUGGUUAUCGAUUACAUUGCUGAGGAACUUGAUGGCAUUCAUGAUGGGGACAUUGAAAUUGAAAUAAUCCCAACGCGCCCUAUUUUGCAUGGGAAAGGUGACCAGUUCCGGAAUCAUGAAAUCCUGCCUUCAAGGCCUUCUGUCCUAGUUCGCAAACCUUCCAAAAAUCAAGAAGAUGGAAAAUUUUGUAAGGUUUCGGAUGCUCAGACUGGACAAUGCAACGGUUUUGGAUGUAGGUCCAGUUCAAAGCAAACCCCUGAUUGGCAGAGGGGAUUUACAAAUGAGAACCGCCCAUGCCUUCCAGAUUCAGAAGACCGUGUAUUCAACGAAGUUGUUUUAAGUCCAUUAGCCCAUAAGCACGUAUCUUCAGAGGCCUUGAAUUCUGGAUCUAACAACCAUCAAGAAAAAUCCCUUCCUUCCUUGCAGGCCCAUGAAAAAUCCACCUUUCUAUCAAUGACGUGUACAGAUUCUGAGGUGCAAGAGAUGCAGAGAUCCCAUCUCUCGUUUGCUUCUGCUUCUCCAAUCCAACAUUUUCCUAAAUUGAAUGGCCAUGACACAAACACCAUUGAGCUGAUCUUUAAUGCCGAGAAGCCAUCCUUGCCAGGCGAGGAUGAUCAGCCGAGUGCUGCUAUAUCAGAAGAACGAAAUGAUGGCUUUGCAAAUAAAGAUGAUAGCCUGAUCGGUGAAGCGUGUGGCAAAGAUGAUGAGCUUGGUAGAAGGGAUGAUGUUGAAGAAGGGCUCUGUUUUCUUUUUGAAGAAGAAGGCUAGAUCAACUAGCCAUGCAACAAGAUCUCGUGCGAGAAAAUAACGACGGAUUGGAUGAACAGAGGACUAUCUUGUAUAUUCUACAGGUGCACAUAUUCUUUUAGCCUUGGAGGCUUCACCCCUAGUACAUAGAAUUUAACUUGUUAUCGAUUUUAUACAAUAGUUUCAAUGCAUUUAAUCGGGCCACACAUGGAGAGAUCUAUAGUGGGGUUUAGCGGUAUAUUUUUUUCUGUAUAGUUGGCAAUGUGGGGCUUGCACUGGGAUUGAAGUCCAACUACUGGUUUGAGUGUGUCACUGUGUACAUAGCUGUGCAGCUCUCACCCCUUUGUGGGGAUCCUUGUAAGUAAUUGAGACUUGGGUGGAGAGACCAAAAGGGUCCUCAAUUUGUUAUCAAGCUAUAUGCGUUCUGGAUUUUAAUUUCAAUGAGAAAAUGUUUUUUG
Messenger RNA from Amborella trichopoda, 3878 nucleotides. Its product is annotated as autophagy-related protein 18f. The record is from RefSeq and is a predicted model, not a curated record. Lineage: Eukaryota; Viridiplantae; Streptophyta; Magnoliopsida; Amborellales; Amborellaceae. Gene Ontology annotation, molecular function: protein binding. Gene Ontology annotation, biological process: autophagy; response to starvation. Gene Ontology annotation, cellular component: cytoplasm.